AGCGGCUGGAUUGUAAUGGCGGCUUCUCCUUAUCGUCCAUACUGCAGCCGGCUGGUUGGGAUUUGCCUUCUCCUGGGGGCCCUGUGGGAAACCCGGGCUGAACAGAUCCGCUACUCUGUGCCCGAGGAGCUGGAGAAAGGCUCCUACGUGGGCAACAUCGCCAAGGAUCUGGGGCUGGAGCCCCGGGAGCUGGCGGAGCGCGGAGUCCGCAUCGUCUCCAGAGGUAGGACGCAGCUCUUUGCUCUGAACCUGCGAAGCGGCAGCUUGGUCACCGCGGGCAGGAUAGACCGGGAGGAGCUCUGUGAUAGAUCUCCAAAGUGUGUAGUAAGCCUGGAGAUUCUCCUAGAGGACAAAGUGAAGAUUUUUGGAGUAGAAGUGGAAAUAAUAGAUGUUAAUGAUAACGCGCCCAACUUUGGGGCAGAGCAAAGGGAAAUAAAAGUCGCUGAAAAUGAAAUUCCUGGGACAAGAUUCCCUCUUCCUGAAGCUUUUGAUCCGGAUGUAGGGGUAAACUCUCUGCAGGGUUACCAGCUCAACUCGAAUGUUUACUUUUCUCUGGACGUGCAAAACGGAGCUGAUGGGAUAAAGUACCCUGAAUUGGUGCUGGAGUGCGCCUUGGACCGCGAGAAAGACGCAGUUCACCAUCUGGUUCUCACCGCCUUCGAUGGAGGCGACCCAGUUCACUCUGGCACUACCAGGAUUCAUGUAACACUUAUGGAUGCGAACGACAAUGCCCCACUAUUCACUCGGCCCGAGUACCAUGUGAGUGUUCCAGAGAAUAUACCGGUGGGCUCCCGAAUCCUCACCGUAAAAGCCACUGAUCCAGAUGAAGGAGCCAAUGGAGAAGUGACAUAUUAUUUCCGGAAAGUAAGAGAUAAAAUAUCCCAGCUGUUCCAGUUGAAUUCUGAGACUGGAGACAUAACAAUAUUGGAGGAUUUAGAUUAUGAGGACUCUGAAUUCUACCAUAUAGAUGUAGAAGCUCACGAUGGUCCUGGUCUCCGAGCCAGGAGUAAGGUACUGGUAACAGUGCUGGAUGUAAAUGACAAUGCUCCAGAAGUCAUGGUUACUUCUCUCGUCAGCUCUAUCCAAGAAACUUCCUCCCCAGGCACAGUAAUUGCACUUUUCAAUGUGCAUGAUAGUGAUUCAGGAGAGAAUGGCCUUGUCACGUGUUCUAUUCCAAAUAAUCUGCCAUUCACACUUGAAAAGACCUACGGAAAUUAUUAUCGAUUAUUGACACACAGCGCUCUGGAUAGAGAAAAAGUCUCAGAAUAUAACAUCACAGUAACUGCCACUGACCAGGGAACUCCACCAUUAUCUACAGAAACCCACAUCUCACUGAAGGUGGCAGACAUCAAUGACAACCCACCUGCCUUCCUUCAUGCUUCUUACUCUGCCUACCUUCCUGAAAACAAUGCCAGAGGAGCCUCCAUUUUAACCAUAACAGCCCAGGACCCUGACAGCAUUGAGAACGCCAGAGUCACUUACUCCCUGGCUGAGGACGUGCUCCAGGAGGAGCCUCUCUCCUCCUAUGUCUCUAUCAACUCUGAUACCGGUGUCCUGUAUUCACUUCGUUCAUUCGACUAUGAGCAGGUUAGAGACAUGAAACUACUGGUAACAGCCAGUGACAGCGGGGACCCUCCACUUACCAGUAAUGUGUCUCUGAGCCUAUUUAUUCUGGAUCAGAAUGACAAUGCACCUGAAAUACUGUACCCCUCUCACCCCACUGAUGGUUCCACUGGUGUAGAAUUGGCGCCCCGCUCUGCAGAACCCGGCUACCUGGUGACCAAGGUCGUGGCAGUGGACAGAGACUCCGGCCAGAACGCCUGGCUGUCCUACCACCUUCUCAAGGCCAGCGAGCCAGGGCUCUUCGCGGUGGGGCGGCACACGGGUGAGGUGCGCACGGCACGGGCCCUGCUGGACAGAGAUGCGCUCAAGCAGAGCCUGGUGGUGAUGGUCCAGGACCACGGACAGCCCCCUCUCUCAGCCACCGUCACGCUCACUGUGGCUGUGGCUGACAGCAUCCCAGAUGUGUUGGCUGACUUGAGCAGUCUUGAGAUCUCUUCAACCCCAGAGGCUUCGGAUCUCACGUUGUACCUGGUGGUGGCUGUGGCCUCGGUGUCCUGCCUCUUCCUUGCCUUUGUCAUUGUGUUGCUGGCACUGAGACUGCGGCGCUGGCACACAUCACGUCUGCUCCAGGCUUCAGAAGGUGGGUUGGUGGGCAUGUCCGCCUCGCACUUUGUGGGUGUGGAUGGGGUGCGGGCUUUCCUGCAGACCUAUUCCCACGAGGUCUCCCUCACCGCGGACUCGAGGAAGAGUCACCUGAUCUUCCCCCAGCCCAACUACGCAGACACACUCAUCAGCCAGAAGAGCUGUGAAAAAAACGAGCCUCUUUUGAUAACUCAGGAUUUACUUGAAACGAAAGGAGACCCCAAUCUUCAUCAGGUAAGUCAACGUUGCCACACUGAAACAUAG
Molossus molossus (Pallas's mastiff bat) is the source of this 2469-nucleotide messenger RNA. RefSeq names its product protocadherin gamma-A4-like. Gene Ontology annotation, cellular component: plasma membrane. Gene Ontology annotation, biological process: homophilic cell-cell adhesion. Bases 16 to 2469 code for a protein of 817 amino acids. The transcript has a single exon. Lineage: Eukaryota; Metazoa; Chordata; Mammalia; Chiroptera; Molossidae. The record is from RefSeq and is a predicted model, not a curated record. Gene Ontology annotation, molecular function: calcium ion binding.